CGCGUCUCCAGCUGAUCGUCAGUGGUUCCAGCACCAUCUCGUCCACCAGAUUCGCACUGAUCUUUGGCACAAUACGUCCCUUAGAAUCAAACGUCGGUCUAAAUAACGCGCAGAUGUCAGAGCUGGUUUUUAACGCAUCUUUGGCCGCGCGAGGAUGAUGCCUGGAGCUCGCGUGUCCUUGAGUUGAGCACCAGCAGCAUGGCAUGGUUCUCCAUCGCACGGCCGAUUGCUUCUCGAAAUGAAAGCGCAUGGUGAUGAAAUAAGAGUAAAUGUGUAUUUUCGCUCUUGUGUGCGCUGGAGAACACUGCUGGGCCGCCUGUAAUGGAGGAGACGAGAUGAGAAAGUGAAGGCGUGUUUGGAGAGCAAUCUUUAUUUGUGUUGUGCAUCAUCAGUGUUACUGUGAAGAUGCCGAGGAGUUUACGCAAGCUGGUGCACCUGGUGCUCUUUUGUCCCUUGUCUAAGGGUCUACAGUCCCGUUUACCUGCAGUUAAGGUCAAGUACCUGUUGGUGGCGUGGUUUGGGAUUCUGGUGGCCAGCUGGGUGAUCUAUAUGCAGUAUUCCUCUUAUUCAGAGCUCUGCAGAGGACACGUCUGUACCAUGCUCAUCUGUGAUCAUUAUCGCAGAGGUAUUAUCUCAGGGUCAGUGUGUAAGUCUCUCUGCGAGGAGAAAACACUGUCUCUUCAACGCUGUCUUUCAACGUCACCGACACAGCAGAUAUACGGUGCUGUGUGGAAGGAGAAAGCCGUAUUGGUGAAGUGUGGGAUUGAAGAGAGCAUGAGAGGAGAAAACGGUCCUGACUCUCCACUACGGCAUGACAACAGCAUCUACGAUAAACCCACCCGCGGAACAUCCAUGGAUGAAUUCAGAGCGAUGCUGCAUUCCUUUCUCAAGGACAGUGUUGGUGAGCAAUCAUCUCUUAGCACUCUUGUAGCUCGCGUGAUUUCUCUGGCGGAUGUCAACAGUGAUGGCAAAGUUUCGUUAGCGGAGGCGAAAUCCGUGUGGGCUUUGCUUCAGAUCAAUGAAUUUGUUUUAAUGGUGGCACUGCAAGAUAAAGAACAUGCUCCACGCUUGCUGGGCUUCUGCGGAGACCUUUAUGUGACUGAACCCGUAGCAUACAGCGCCCUCUUCAGGCUGGAGGUGCCCGGUUGGCUGCAGCCAGUGUUUCCUGAGGCGCUGGGUGUCGCUCUUAACCAGUGGCUUGCUCCUGCAUGGCCACGCAGAGCCCGAAUCACCAUUGGACUUCUAGAGUUUGUUGAAGAGGUGUUCCAUGGCGUAUACGGAAGCUUAUACAUAUGUGACGCAAGCCCAAGACGGGUCGGCUACAAUGUGAAAUAUGACUUCAAAAUGGCAGACCUUCAAAGCGUAGCAUCGGAGGCAACCGUCAAGGGGUUUCUGCGAGGGAGAACUUGUGAAGCAAAUGCCGAUUGCACUUAUGGGCGAGAUUGCACAGCAACGUGUGACCGAUUGGCAAGGCAGUGCAACGUGGAGGUGGUGCAGCCCAACUUGGCCAAGGUGUGUGCCCUCCUGCAAGACUUCCUACUCUUCGGAGCGCCGUCAGACCUGAGGGAGGACCUGGAGAAACAGCUACGCACCUGUGUGACGCUCAGCGGACUUGCCUCACAGAUGGAAGUGCACCAUUCCCUUGUUUUGAACAACCUCAAAACACUAUUGUGGAAGAAGAUCUCAAAUACCAAGUACUCCUGAGACCAACAUAGGGAUGAUCAAGAGAAAGGCAAUGAAGAGCGAGAGAAUUGGAGACUUCCAGAGAACAAAAGUGGGGUCAGUACAAUAAGUUCUGGAGGGCCAACAGAAUAGCUGAACUCUGCCAGCCACUACGGACUUCAAAUUUGUCAAACAUCAAUUGCAAACAUAGGAGGUUGGUGAAUGCAAGUUCAGAAAAGGCAUGCACUACAUCCCCACCCUCAGUUUUACUUCAAAAACUCAACUGAAGAACAUUAAACCCUAUAGAAACACUUACGGAAGACUCAUUUUCUUCUGCCCAAAAGUUCCAAGGUGAAGACUGUCGAGUGGGAACAAAGACAACUGGAAGACAUUUCUUUGACCAUGCAGCCCCUUGGCAAGUGGGUCCUUUUUGGUGAACUUUUGACUAAGGAUCUGGGCUGCAAGCACAAAGAUAGGAGAUCCUUGUCCAUUUCCAAGUAGAAGAAACCCAAGGAGUUUCCAAGAGGAUGGUCUUGCUCUACAUCCCCUUUCUCUUUUACUUUAGUUACUCAAAUGAAGACCCUUUGACCCUAAUAAAAAAUCCUCCAGAACAAUCUCUUUCCUUUUGCCAAAAUAGUCAAGUUAAGACUGUUCUUAAUUGGAGAAAACCAACUGGAGGACAUUUCUUUGACCAUGUAUUCCCUUCCAAAUGAUAUCUUGAGUCCUGCUUGGUGGACUUGUGGGCAAGGAUCUGGGCUGCAAGCACAAUGAUAAUAAGGUCAGUUCCAAGAUUUAUCCCAAGGAAAGGAGAGUUUCUGAGAGAACGGUCUUACUCUACAUUCAAACCCUCUAAUUUACUUCAAUGAGUCACCUGAAGACCCUUUAACCCUAUUGGUACACCUUCAGAAGAAUCUCUUUCCUUUGACUGAAAGGUCCAAGGUGAAGUUAGAAUGUCUAAGGACAUUUAUUUAACCGUGCAACCCCUUCCCAAAUGAGUCUUUUUUUGGUGAACUUUUGGUUAAGGAUCUGGGCUGCAAGCACAAGGAUAGUAGGGUCAAUUCCAAGAAGUAACCCAAGGAAAAAGUUUCUAUGAGGAUGGUCUUGCUCUACAACCACGACACCCAUAAGCAAGAUGCGCAACUUUUGGUUGCAACAGCAGGAUUGUUCCUGGAAUGCUCUUCUAAGUUGCUUUUUGAAGGAUGUAAACUAUAGCCACACCCGUUUUAACGUUCAGCUCAGAAGAAUAUGGAUCUUUAGCAAUGUUUGGAAGCACCCUUCCUUUGAAGUCAGGAAAUGUUGGGACUCUACGCCAAAACCUGCAACACAACCAAGACGUCUACACUGAAUUCACUUAAUAGGAACGAGUGAAGGUUAUAUAUUAUGUCUUUUUACAGGGUGCAUGUUGUGUUCGUAUGUGUGUGCGCUUGUUCUGGGAGGAUGUUUCUCUCAUGUUGUAGUUUUCACAGGAAGGAUACUGCUUUUUCGAGCAGUCUGGAGAGUUUGUGAUGGGAUUUGUACUUGAACUGUGAAAUUACUUACUGUGUUUCUCAGGGUUUGUCUGUAAUGUGCUUGGAACAAGAUUACUAUUAACAUUA
Messenger RNA from Sinocyclocheilus grahami, 3257 nucleotides. RefSeq names its product protein FAM69B-like. The record is from RefSeq and is a predicted model, not a curated record. NCBI's taxonomy places the organism in Eukaryota, Metazoa, Chordata, Actinopteri, Cypriniformes, Cyprinidae. Bases 406 to 1704 code for a protein of 432 amino acids. The transcript is spliced from 5 exons.